This is a messenger RNA of Mercenaria mercenaria, 576 nucleotides long. RefSeq lists its product as uncharacterized. Bases 1 to 576 code for a protein of 191 amino acids. Gene Ontology annotation, biological process: tRNA splicing, via endonucleolytic cleavage and ligation. The record is from RefSeq and is a predicted model, not a curated record. Gene Ontology annotation, molecular function: tRNA 2'-phosphotransferase activity. The transcript has a single exon. NCBI's taxonomy places the organism in Eukaryota, Metazoa, Mollusca, Bivalvia, Venerida, Veneridae.
AUGGAUCGGGCUCUAGUGAAGUUAUUGCGCCAUACCGGAAAAGCCGAGGGGUUGAUUAUUGAUACUGAGGGCUUCGUGGCUUUCGACCACAUCACUCGUUUACCCCGCUUCAGAGGACUUCAGCCAUCUGAUUUAUACAAGAUUGUUAGAGACGAUAAGAAAGGACGGUUGGAGUUACGGGCCCGUCCGUUUCUCCAAGUAAGGGCGGUUCAGGGGCAUUCCAUGCCGGUUUGCCCCACGAUGGAAGUUGUUCAUCCCCCCACCAUGAUUCAUGGAACCGACAAUCGUGCUUGGGCGAUAAUCCAACGGGAUGGACUUCGCCUUAUGGGGAGACAGCAUGUGCACGCUGCAUCUGCACCAACAGCCAGAGCAGGUCUGCGGGCCAGCUCUACCAUUUUAGUGUACCUAAAUACUCAUGCCAUGAUUUCUUAUGGCAUGAGGAUUGUUAGGUCAGUUAAUGGUGUUUUGUUAACACAGGGAGAUCAUGGACUCAUAUGUCCAUGUUUCUUCCUAAGGGCUGUUGACAGGUAUAGUGGUGAAGAACAGAGAUUCUGUUGUCGCCAUCAUGUUGUAUAG